AUCCAAUAGCAACACAUCCAGCAUCCCGGCUAUACAAGUAACACACAGACUACCAGGCGUCGCAAUCUUUCUAACCAAUAUACACAUUGGAUCUGGGUUCAUAAUGUACGACAUACAUGAACAAGGAUUCUCAAUCUUACACCAUACGGUGAUUUUUUUCAACAUUUCAGUGUUUGAAGUUUAAAUAUAAUAUUCAUGAUGAUAUCUGCUGGAAUUCAUUGUCGUUUCUGCUGCCAAACGAGUGGUCCUAAGUACAGGAUACUAGCUGAUUACUACGCAGCUUCAGAGCUCAGGACAGCUUCCUUUCCCAAUUCAACCUUGGAUUUCACAGAAAAUCGAGCAACACAACAAACCCUGUGAUAUCGUAUUUCUCAACAUCUAACAUCAAUGGACAAAAUCACUUGUUCAGUGUUAGGAUAUAAUUACCCAAGAGGAAGUGUUAUGGAGGAAAUGGUGUGUUAGAAAUCGUCAGUGAAAUGGCAAAAUCCAAAAGUGGAUUUCAGUUUUUUACAAAACUUUAAUGAAGUCAGUGUCUUAAAGUCACUGAAUACUGAUUAAAUAGUGAUCACAGCGGAUUUCAAAUAACUCCAUAGAAUUAAUGCUUACUAAAAGACAACAAAUACAUGUUGAUUGCCUGUAGGCACUACAAUUAGGUGGAAUCAUGUGUUGAAAUCAUUUGAAAUCUGUCAUUAUCUCUUGAAAACCAUAUUGUACCAUUGUUGUCGGAUAAGUGAUAUACUACAUUACAAUGGGCCGUUCAGCGGGUCGUAAAGACUCCAGGAGACAUGAUCACAAAUCGCCGGGUGCUUCCCAUUUCUCAUCACAAGACGUGUGGUGUGUUUUCAGACUGAGGGGCGGGGAUCGCCAUUCAGACAAGCAACGAAGAUCGUGUUGUGACAAAGCUACGGGUGUGUGCGAGAAGGAUUUGUCACCGCGGCGUUGUCGGCAGAGAAAAAGAAAACAUAUCGAAGACAAACUGGGCGAAUUUUCUGAUGACAAAGAGGACAUCUACAUAACUGCUGGGGAAUUGUCUGAUAUGGAUGACAGUUCGGAAGAUAACAGUUACACCUCAUAUACCAGUGAUGCCACCAUGGACCAAAUGGAGCUAGCAGAACAGUUAGCCCUGGUCCAGGAAAUGGUACAGGAAAUGAAGACAGGCUUUGCCACGGCCAUGGAAGAGCUAGCCAACAUCCAGUUUGGGGACCAAACCUUACAACAACAAAUGGUCACAGAUAGGUCAGAAAACAAGCAGAGGACCGUGGAACUGACCGAGGCAGUACAGUCUUUAAAGACUGAAAUAGAGAAUCUGUCUGGUCAGUUAAAGGGUGUGUCAGAAGCUCAAAGGUCACUGGAGGCCAAAGUGGACAAUGUCAAACCGUUUGACAAAGAGGCAUUCCUGGAGGAAUUACAAAACAUGGGAAUCGUCACUGACCAGGCCAGAUACCAGGUACAGACAGAUAAAAGGGGCAGUGAUCUCCAACCCAAGGAUGUGUCCCCUCUAGUCCACCCUUACCUCGCCAGCCUCACACAGGACAAAGGUGAAGACUCCGAUGCCCAGUCAGUGACGGCCCUGGCUUGUAAAAGUCUAAACCUGUCGCAGGCUUUACACGAGAAGUGCUUACAUCUCGAUUUGUCUGCCUCCAGUGAUGAUGACGACACAAUACGCCAUGCCCAGAAUGCAAGACUGGGGUUACUCACUGCAGACAAUGGUCACCUUUCCGAGGCCAAAGCACACUUUUCUAAGAAAAUCCCUCCUCAUGAAAAAGUGCUGGAAGAAGUUCAGAGGGAGAAGUGUGCCCAGGAGGCCAUUAGUGCCGAGAGGUCGUACUGCUCACAGUUAUGGACCCUAAUUGAUGCCGUUAUCAGGCCCAUCCGCCAGGAGGAGCUCAUGACACAGAGAGAUCUCAGCACCGUCUUUCCAUCCUACCUUCCACAUCUCUACGAACAGCACUGCAUCAUGCUUCGAAAGAUGGAGGAACGGAUGCUCAAGUGGAAAUACACAGGCCUUAUCGGGGAUGUGUUUGUAAAGUUUACAGAUGCACAAGAGGGGGAGGGUCUGUCUGUCUACAAGGACUACAUCAAUGAUUUCCCAACCGUGAUCAGUAACAUCAACUACUGGUUCACACAGUCGACUCGCUUCAGAGAUAUCAUGGGGAGCUCCAGCUUAGCUACCUCCAGUGUGAUUCCUCUGCUGUUGGCUCCCCUUCAACAGAUUCCAAAAUACUCACUUCUCAUCAAAAACAUGCUCAAACACACUGGACCUGACCAUCCAGACCGAUAUUACCUAGACACUGCUCUAACUCGGCUCAAGAGUUUCCUCGGCAUGAUGAACAAUGACCUUGAGCAUGCCAUGCAGUUCAUGAAUGUCAACAAGGUUCCAAUGGAUCGGUCCCGUGACUAUGGAAAUUCCAUACGAUCUCGUUCGAGUGGCAGUAGUUGCGAAGCAAACCAAGUGUCCAGUGCUAGAGACAGUGGUAUACAUUCCAACGGGGAAGAUAACUUACUCCGACAGCCUGCCUCUCCGAACACGACAAGGAGGUAUGUCUUGCAGGUGUUACGAGAUCGCCGUGAGAGAGAGGCUGCAGAUAGUCUGAAUGAAAUAAGAGAGAGACCAAGAUCGGCAAUCCCUGUUCGUGCCCACACUUUAGGGUACGGAAGCCACCCUGACCUUACAACACAUGAACUCACAGAGUUUGUGGGAGGAGGAACCCGAGACCUACCAUCAUAUGCGCCAUACCAAUCUGCAAACAAAAUGUACUCAUCGAUGACCAAAAUUCAGCAGACACGAGAUCCACCCAAAAGUCCCGAGAAACCUCCUCGUAAGAUCAAGAUCAGGAGGAGACCAGACAGUCAGAAAAGUUCUGUAAGCUCUAAUUCAAACUACUUGAGGCCGUUGACACCUCACCUACCAUAUAACAGUACACCUAGACAGGACACUUUCAAUGAAACUGACAUUCCACGCUCUCAUGCUGCAAGCAGAAGACUGCGAACAAAUCGACCAGCUUCAUCUAUAGAUUUCACUGGUGGUGAGUCAGAAAGAAGAAAUAGAAUGAUGGAACAGGUCUCUUUUCAUCCCCCACAGUUAAGUACCCCAAGGGAACACAAGAGUGAUGGAAAAAGUCGCAGUGAACUUCAUCUGUCCCUUCAACGUCUCAUGGCAGAGCGAGAUCGUUCCGAUGCGCUGGAAAAUGAUCGGUAUGAUAGGUCUUCAAACCACUUUCAACCACUAGAUGUCAGUUCUGUUCACUCAUCUGAGGCAAGAGAAAGUUAUCACCAACACAAUCACAGGAACGCAAACUAUGGGCAGGAAGUACAACAGCAAGAGGAGGAUUAUGGGAUAUUUGGGGAUGACGAUGAGGAGGAAAGCUAUCAACAAAGUCCUCGUGACAUUGUGACAUCACAAAAGUCAAGGUCUCUAGACACAAAUGCAAUGAGAAAUGAUAUGAACUUUGUUUCAACAGACAGUGGCCUACAUUUAUCCCGACAGAGGGAUGUAGCUCCCAAGGGGAUGAGUGGGGAACAACUGGCAGCAUCGUUGGCCCUAAGUCUUGGUGAUCAGAUUUCUACAGAGGAGGAGGAUUCUAACUCCAGUCAUGACCAUGUACACCUGGUCCCUCAUGGUCGACAAGGAUCAGUGAAUAUGUUAUCAAACUCAGAAGUUAGCAGUAAGGAACAGUUAGAUGAGACACCUCGGGCAGCAGAAAGGGUGGAUAUGUCAAACAGGAGUCAGCGACUAGAGCCAAGGAAACCUGCAAGGGGAGUUAACUCUGUAAAACUGGGUCAGGUACUGAAUAGUUAUGAGCAAGGGGAGUUGGUGGGCGACAGUGUAAUCCAUGUUAUCAAUGACAAUAGUGAUGACCCUCGCCACUCUCAUCCCAGUGGUCUGCCAAUCGACUUGCAGACUGAUAGUAUCAACACAAGUAGUAGUAAUACAUUAGAUCGAGCUAGAAAAUAUGUUGUUCCUGCUGAAAAACCAUCAGAGGAUGACAUACCAAAACAACAAAUACCUACUAAGUUACGAACAAGUUUCUCAGAUAUAAACAGAAAUGAAUUGAAAGUAAGUAGUGUUGAUAGCAAUAAUGCUGUAAAGCGAACCUCAUUACCAGUGGCCCAACAGUCUCAACGAAACAGUCUGUCUCCUAAUAAUGCCGAGAACACUCACAUUCCUACCAUAAGAGGUCGUCGUGGGUCAGCCAGUGUGGAGAGAGCGCCCAAGAAGCUACCAGUGGUGUUGGGAAGACUCAGUCAGCCGAAUCUCGAACAGAUGACAGCGGGGACCAAGUUUCCGUCCCCUCCAGUUAGCCCCACAAAGAUGACAGCUAAAGACACAAAGAUUCCUCUUUAUACGCCAAACCGGGUGAAGAAGGACAGGGCUCCAAUGUCCCCAAGAGACCCUAUGUCAAAAUCAAGUGAGGACAUUUCCAAGCUAAAGAAAAAGCCAGGUACUGCUUUCAAACAGUCCAUCAAGAACUUCUUCGGGAGAAAGAGGAAGAAGGCCAAGUAUGAGUUUCAGGACAUUGACAAUUUUACAGAUAUUAACACAUGUCAGGAUGACGAGGUUCAGAUCCAGGUUAUACGUGACGCAGAUGAGGAUGACGCUGAGUACAGCGAAGAGAACAUUCAAAUAGCAACAAAUUUCUUCCCAGCAACAUCAUCAUCGCAUGAUCCUGAUCAUUCCUACGACUUUGAAGAAUCGACUAGUAGUACAGUCUGAUGGAACAGUGUCAGAACAACGAGUUCUGUCAGUAGUCAGGUGUAAUGGGAUUAAUAUUCCUUGGCAGAGGAAUUUCUGUAUUUUGUAAUGAACUUUGAACUGUUGAAGAAUUGUGGUCAGAAUUGAUUUCCAAGGACUGUGUCUUGCGAGGAUGUACAUUUGUCUCUCAUAGACCACAACCUAAACAAAGUGCUAGUCAUACAGACUUUGUCCGACAAGGAGCACACUUUCGUAUGGAAAUACAUUACCCAUAAAAAUAUUCCUCAGGUACAUUAAAUUUCGCAGAUAGUAAUGCAAAUAUCAUGAGAUCGGUUUUCUCACUUUAUGAUAUUAUCUUACAGGUUUUCUAAAACUCAAAGAUAUAGAUGUACCUUGAAUAUGGAUGUGAUGACCAGGCACCAUUACUGCUUUUGUUAGGCUGAAAUAAUUAUGAUUAUCAAUCAGUCAAGAAACUUGGGUAUGAUUUAGAGUGUCUGUACUUGUUCACAAACACAGUGACUAACUUUUCUCCUAUUGACCAUUUUUACACAAAAGGCCAGUUUCAUAUCGUAAGUUAUGGACCAGAAGUAACACAAAACAAUGUGAUUCUCUUCUUUUCUUUCUUGAAACUGAUUUAAAAAUCGAUUUUUUAUCAACAACUCAAAUGAUACAAAUCAUAUAUCAUUUCUCAUGUUUGAGCGCUCUACAUUUAAUGUUCAUUAAAUAUUUGGAUAUUCGGAGCCGCUUAUGCUAUUCACCCACCCCCACCCCCAUCCCCCAACCCCCACCCCCUCCUUUUUUGUCAUAUUAAAUGCCUCUACAGACUAGUGUUAGUGAAUCGACCGCCUGGCUGUGUACACUGUGUACAACUUUGGUUGACAAUGUAACAUGUUUUCGACAUCACAAUUCUAUUGGUGAUCAUACCUAACAUUACAAUUCCGUAACAACAAUAUUAUGACACGACUUUCGAUCCUCCCAACCCACUGCUAUUGGAUUAAGCAUCCCCAUCUUUGAGUUUCGUAAACACUUGAGGAAAUAUCUUACUUUCAAGGAUGGACAUAGGGUAGCACUGCUUUUUUUCUCUGGUGCGUUUGGAAGGUAUCAGUGUUAAAAAUGCCACCUAGUGUUAUUUUUAGGUUAUUCAAUUUUCCAAAGCCGAACAAAAUAAUGCAUACUCUGUUAUUUUAUUAAUGGAGCAUUGUAACAAAAUAGUUUGGAUAUGUUAACAUGAGGUAUUUAGCAUAAUUAGUAUAAUAAAACAUAUUUUUAUGUAAAAUGUGUAAACUACGUUCUUUAUUAUACAAGUGUACAAACGUAGCUGCUAAUGCUCCGCAGUGACACGCUACACUCUUUCCCUUAAUGACCGUACUUUUUCUCAUAACACUGUCUAAUAACAGUGUACGUGAGGGCAUCGUCGCUUUAUUGACUAUAUGAUCAUAGUCUUCCCUUUCCCAGUCGUUGUGAUCUUUGAAUGCGAGCUUGGUAAUUGCAUAAUGUAAUAAAACGUAUAUGAUGUGGCAUUGAUAUAAUAUGAAACUGCCCAAGGUUACCAUGGUGAAACCAUUAGCUUUGUUAAUCUAUUGUUAAGCCAUCGUUUACCACCUCUAAACACCCAGGGUGAAUGUCUCAUCGCUAUAUAAUUAAUGACGGAAUUCCAUUUCAGCGUUACGCUUUCAUUACUUUAUUGAAGCUCCAUCUGAAAUACAACAUAUAACUUUUUAUUGGCGAUAGGUAUUGCUGAAAAACACGCACUUGCAUACUUGAAUGUCUUUAAUGACUAUUUACCCUAUGUUAGAAAUUCUAUUUCGAACCUUAUCCUGUUUAAAAAUCUGUUGAAACCCAAACUGUUGGUUGAAAGAUAUUGAAUAUUUAGACAUAUUUUCAGCGAACACAUUUUUAAUACAUACUUGACUAGAUAAAAUUUACAUAUUUUCUGAAAAUUAUUUUAUAAUUUGUAGGGACCGUUUAAAUCGUAAACAUUAAAAACAACAUUUAUACAAUGGUUACACAUGUGUCUUUGUAAUAGUUACAUUAUGUGCCUUAUGAUGAGACAAGGUCCGCACAAAUGUCAAACUAUCGCGAAUUACACAUUCUAUAUUUUAUAUUCCUUUUAAUUUUUCUAUACAGAGAAAACAUGUUGGACCUGAAUUGUAGUAUAUAUAUAUUGUAAUGUGUCAUAAACACAUUUUAUUAUGGAAUAGAUUGUUACUUUGGAACGAAUAUGGAGAAAACUGUUUGUGCCAACAUUUUAAUUUAUCUUAUAUUGAAUAAAAUGAUUAAGAUAACAA
Molecule: messenger RNA, 6981 nt
Organism: Ylistrum balloti
Lineage: Eukaryota; Metazoa; Mollusca; Bivalvia; Pectinida; Pectinidae
Exons: 15
Coding region: 749-4714 (1321 amino acids)
Molecular function (GO): guanyl-nucleotide exchange factor activity
Source: RefSeq, a predicted model, not a curated record